Laetiporus sulphureus 93-53 is the source of this 726-nucleotide messenger RNA. RefSeq lists its product as uncharacterized. The record is from RefSeq and is a predicted model, not a curated record. The coding region runs from base 152 to 535 and encodes 127 amino acids. NCBI's taxonomy places the organism in Eukaryota, Fungi, Basidiomycota, Agaricomycetes, Polyporales, Laetiporaceae. The transcript has 3 exons.
UUAUCCCAAACGCGCUUGGCUGAUUGAUCAAAGAAUCAUAGACGGGUGGCGAUGCAACAACUUGCACAGCAGGUCUGCCGACACGGACGCAUAGCGACUUUCUAAAGUAUCAACAAUCCAUGCUGGUGCUCACGCGGGCCACGCAGAACUCAUGGGCACUGGCACUGGCAUCAACCCUUUCGCCCACCAGUAUCCCUUCACCGAGGCCAGAUCUACAAGCAUUGACAGCGCCACGCUCCUCGCCGCGCUGCUCGCAUCCGAAUGCUUUGACGAAAUCUCUAACGUGGAGGACUUCGGGAGCGUCCGCGACUACAUUGUUGGGCACGGCCGCUCGGACGCAGACGGGCGCCUCGCGUUCUGGGUGUAUUCCACUGGCCUGCAUGGGCCGUUCCAUGAGACUGAGGAAGGCACGAUCGAGCGGCAUGGAUUAUUGGUCACGAUUGAGAGAAGAGCGAAGGUGCAAGAUGCGAUGAGGAGGAUUCGGGAGGAGUCCUCGAUAGGUGGGAUUGGGCAUGUCCAUAUUGCGGCUGCUUGAAGUAGACGCACCAUUGUAACAACUUGAGCAGUGUCUGUAGCAGAAUGUAGCGCGACCAAGGAGUUGGGCGACUCUUGCUCGCUUGCAAGUGUCCAUGUAAGCCUCUCAAUGCUACCAGGCUAACAAAAGUUACUACGAAAGGCAUGCACGUACUCGGGUACUACCCCAAGAAUGGUUACCGAAGAUUCCCC